UGUAGUAGCACUCAAACCAAUUCACCGCGCCGACUGUGUAGCGCAUCGUCCUUUCAAUAGGGACGCGUUUCACCUGGAUUAUCACCCGGUGGUUUCAUACAGCUUUUGUUAGCUAAAAUCGACUUGCUUUUCUUUUUAUCAUGCAACUUUUUACUUGAGCGGGGCCAGAAAAUCGUCUUUGUCGUAUUUAUUGUGAGAAAAGUAGUUUAAUUUCAAGGCACGACUUUAAUGCCAAACUCUGCAACAAUGAACAAAAACGGAAUGAUGACACAAGUCCACACCAGGAUAAGAAAAGAUCCAUUCACAGGCAGUUAUGAGCUGGUAGGGAAAGAACUUGGCAGGGGAAAGUUUGCAGUUGUAAAGAAGUGCAUUGAGAAGGCUUCAGGAAAUCACUAUGCUGCCAAGUUCCUGCGAAAGCGACGGAAGGGAGCGGACUGCCGCAUGGACAUCUUGAAUGAGAUUGCUGUGUUGGAGUCAGCUAAGGCAAACCCCUAUGUGGUGGCACUGCAUGAGGUCUAUGAAACAAACUCUGAAAUCAUCCUUGUUUUGGAGUGUGCUGCUGGUGGUGAAAUCUUCGAUCAAUGCGUGGCCGAUAACGACGAUGCUUUCACAGAGAAAGAUGUGAUACGACUGGCUAAGCAGAUCCUGAAUGGAGUAGCCUUCCUGCACCGAAACAAUGUGGUCCAUCUGGAUCUGAAACCCCAGAACAUCUUGUUGACCAGUGCCAGGCCUCUUGGAGACAUUCGAAUUGUGGACUUUGGCUUGUCCAGACACAUGGACAACAUCACAGAAGUCAGGGAGAUCCUGGGUACCCCAGAAUACGUGGCACCAGAGAUACUGAACUAUGAACCCAUUAGCACGGCUACAGACAUGUGGAGCAUCGGGGUCCUGACCUACGUCAUGCUGACCGGAGAGUCUCCGUUUCUGGGUGAUGACAAACAGGAGACAUUCCUUAACAUCUCCCAGGUCAAUGUGGACUACUCACAAGACACAUUUGAAGGCAUCUCCUCCCUGGCUGUUGACUUUAUCAAGUCCUUGUUGGUAAAAAACCCCAGGAAGAGAGCCACGGCAGAGGAAUGCCUCAAUCACCCCUGGCUGAACUCCCAUCCUCACUCCCAACCGCACCUCCACAUGAGGUCGGCCUCCUCUUUGGACGAACCAGAGAUGAGCCAGUCGGAGUCGGAGCCUGAGAGCCCAGCUCCAUCUCCCGAUCUGGACUUGAUUGGGUCAUACCUCAUGUGCCCGGGGCAGGGUGAGCUGAAGGCGGGUCGUGAUGCCUUCUCUUUCAGCGAGCCCCCAUUCCCCACGCGAACUGAAAUACAGCAGGAGCUAAUCUGCUGAUCAAUUUUUCUAAAGCGGGGAGAGACUUGAUGAUUUCGUACUCCACGGAGCAGACGCUGGAAGCCAGUGACUCUGCAGCUUCUUGGUCUCUUUCUGAACCAGGACCAUGCUCUAUGGCUGCUGUAUGCUUGGUUGCCUCUACUGCUGUGAUGUUUGUGAGCUGAGAUGCAAGUGGUUUCAAACCUCUGGGUGUUUGUGGGACUGUCUUUGAAUUAUCCUCUGUGCUGAUUGUAGGAAUUGCACAGGAGAAAUAUGGGAGGGAUAGCUGAGAAGGGAGCGGGAGAAGACAUGCAAGGACUUUGUCGCACGACUGAACUGCUGCCUUAAAAGUGACAGAACUGAACUGGACUCGGCUUAAGACCUUGUUCAAUCCUGCACUGGCUUCUUUUUUACCCAUUUAGCCUUUUGGACUGGGAAACAAGAGGAGAAGAGUUUCGUUCAAAAUGGCUUUGUUUAACACAGGAAUUGUAACAGAGCGGAGUCCCUAUGCUGAAGCCAGAGGUUAAAUGUUUCACUGUUUUAUGUUUAUUUAUGUGUGUUAUAUCACCUCAACCCCUUAAGCAUUCAAAGCCACAUAAAUGCCUGAGUUUAAGAUUGAUGUUGUAGCAUUCUCAUGUUUAUGAACAAUUUCGAGCACUUUUUUUUUUAUUGUUUUUGGACUUUGGUAUAAAAAAACCAGAGGCUCAUCUAGCGUAGUCAUUUGGCACACGAUGUACUGUACAUAUUAACUAUUUUACAUCACCCGAUGUUUUCGUCACCUGACCUUUGAAUUAUAAAGUGCCACUUUUUUGACCUCACUUCUGUGUUCAAAUACAAACUGUUAAUUUGUUCAUUUUUAAUGUUUUUCUUUUUGUUAUUGUUGUUUUUGGCUAUUGCACAAGUUGCACAAUAUGUUUUGUACUUAACUGCAAAGUUGCCUCCAGAUUUUUUGCUCCUGAUGUAUGUAAGAGGGAACUGUGAGGUUGAAACAGAAUAUCAUGGUUGACUGAUGGCCCAGAAAUGUAUCAAUGUGACUUGCCUUCAGAUUUUCGGGAGCAGAGAAAUUGGAAAGAUUUCUCAUAAAUACUGAAAUGUAUAUUGUGAUUUGGCUUCAUCUGUAAAAUAUAGUUUUGUUUUGUUUAUUUUUUUAUAACGAGUGUAAGAGUGUUAACAAAUUCUUACAUCAAGUCUUACUUAUUUUCUUUAUUAACUUUUACUUAUUCCUGUUGUAUUCUGCUCUUGAAUUUCAGGAAGGUUUGCACUUGUCCUUGUGGACAUUGUUAAAAUAAAUACAUCCUAAUGGCAUGCAUUGCAAAAACAUAACUAAGAAAAAUACAUGUGCUUUUGUA
Molecule: messenger RNA, 2669 nt
Organism: Melanotaenia boesemani (Boeseman's rainbowfish)
Lineage: Eukaryota; Metazoa; Chordata; Actinopteri; Atheriniformes; Melanotaeniidae
Gene: stk17al
Product: serine/threonine kinase 17a like
Exons: 7
Coding region: 229-1341 (370 amino acids)
Biological process (GO): positive regulation of apoptotic process; intracellular signal transduction; protein phosphorylation
Cellular component (GO): nucleus
Molecular function (GO): protein serine/threonine kinase activity; ATP binding
Source: RefSeq, a predicted model, not a curated record